GUACUGCAACCCUAGGAUGCGCCGCGUGCUUAUCGCUUAUCAUCAUCAGCGCCCCUGCCUCUCCUCCUCGUCCCCGUGAACCGCGAUCCAUCUAAGACCAGAGGGGGAGAAGCGAACCAGCAGCAGGGUCGCCAUGUCGGACUCCGAGCACCACUUCGAGUCCAAGGCCGACUCCGGGGCGUCCAAGACCUACCCGAUGCAGGCCGGCGCCAUCCGCAAGGGCGGCUACAUCGUCAUCAAGAACCGUCCCUGCAAGGUGGUUGAGGUUUCUACCUCGAAGACUGGUAAGCAUGGUCAUGCUAAGUGCCACUUUGUUGCCAUAGAUAUAUUCAAUGGUAAAAAGCUUGAGGAUAUUGUUCCUUCAUCCCAUAACUGUGAUGUGCCACAUGUGGACCGUACUGAAUAUCAGCUGAUUGACAUAUCAGAGGAUGGAUUUGUGAGCCUUCUUACUGAUAGUGGUGACACUAAGGAUGAUCUUAAACUCCCAACAGAUGAGGCUAUCCUGAACCAGCUCAAGACUGGAUUUGCAGAGGGGAAGGAUCUUGCAUUGACGGUCAUGUCGUCCAUGGGGGAGGAGCAGAUCAACGCGAUUAAGGAUGUUGGCCCCAGGUAAAUUUCCUGAAUUGAAGACCAAGAGAAACAGAAAUAAAGACAAGGACUGUGUAUCAAGAAGGAAUGCUAUCGAGACAAUUCACCUAAGCCUGAGUCAAGUGCAGUGAUUGCUGGGUGUAGCAUAUCUGGUUGCCAAUACCUAUCUAUGACGUUUGAGACUCUGUAUUUCGUAGUAUCGUUUUAUGCGCUUGGUAUCAAUAAUUCAUUGAUGUGGAACUUCAAAAGAAACUGUAAUGGCUGAAAGCAUGGCUGGACAUUAUUAUUACGGAUUUCAUGCU
Molecule: messenger RNA, 890 nt
Organism: Lolium rigidum
Lineage: Eukaryota; Viridiplantae; Streptophyta; Magnoliopsida; Poales; Poaceae
Product: eukaryotic translation initiation factor 5A-3
Exons: 6
Coding region: 134-613 (159 amino acids)
Biological process (GO): positive regulation of translational elongation; positive regulation of translational termination
Molecular function (GO): RNA binding; ribosome binding; translation elongation factor activity
Source: RefSeq, a predicted model, not a curated record